Messenger RNA from Oryza sativa Japonica Group (Japanese rice), 1260 nucleotides. Lineage: Eukaryota; Viridiplantae; Streptophyta; Magnoliopsida; Poales; Poaceae. The record is from RefSeq and is a predicted model, not a curated record.
CCGGGACUACUUUUGUCUGGAAUUUGCCUGCGUUCGUUAACCCUAGCUUCUCUUCUAGAUCUGGAAGAAGCUCUUCUCUUAAUUUCAGACCCUUACCUUAAUACAAGUAACAACAGUUUAUUGUUUGUUCCCCCCAAAAGUUUGGGGGUUCAACUGAACCCCCAUGUCCCAAGUUGGAUUCGCCCCUGUCUCAUGCCCAGGGAUAUGUGAUCUUGGUUAUUUGUUGAGGGAGGGAGAAGUUAUCUGGCAAUUUCAGGGUGUUUUGAGUUAAAGGAAGUUAAAGGAAAUUUGAUAGUGAUAGUGUUGCAAUUUGGGUUUUAUCAAAUCAGCUAUGGACUCAGUGGUGUUGGAGUGUGGCGACAUCUCCGCUUCCCAGGAAGAACUCCUUGCCCACUCCUCAUUCCUCAAUGGUGGUGAUGAUGGUGAGGUCUUCAGCACACCUCCCACAACUCAAGAGGACGCCAUCACCAUGUGCACCCUCCCCUUCACCCAGUCCCAGUCCCCAGCACCAGCACCAUUGCCAUCACCAGCAGCCGUGUCGCGCACCACCCCUGGAUGCAGCUCCUCAGAGGACAACCGAGACGAUGAGAUGAGCGAUAUUGUCAAGCAGCGGCGCAGGCCUAGGGUUUGCACAAGAAAGGUGAGGUGGGGUGCCAAGAUCAGGACCCCAACCCCAAGCCCAGAUCGCACCACCUCUGAAGUGGAGAACAAGGAUGGUGAUCCUCUGUACAAGGCAGUUCUCAUGAUUCCCACAAGGGAUAGCACUCCUGCCAUUCCUAUGGACCUGAUCGCGCUUGCUCGCCAGCGAGGCCUCUUCUAGCAGAUGGACCUUGCUAUCAGUUGUUUUUAAACUAUUGAACUGAACUCUGGAGGUCAGGUCACUAUCUCCUUCCCAGUUUACCUUUGCUUUGGAGGGCUCAACUUGUCAAAUCCCAACCGAAGGCACUGUUUAACUAAUUUAGUGAGGUGGUUAGUAUAUCUGGUUUUUACCACUGUGGUGUUCAGAAGUUGUAGUUGCCUGGACAAGCAGGUUUACUCGGGUUAUUCAAUGAUGAAUCAUGGAAACUUGCCGAAUGCCAUCAAACAUCUUUGGUGAUAUAUAUAAGUUCACUGCAUUGGAGAACUCUUGUGUUUCCUUCCUCUCCACUUGCCAUUUCACUCAGCUUGGUACUUGUGUUUCUGCUAUCUUGUGCACCUAAAUCUGACAUUGUUUCAUAUUUAUAGUGCAUAAGAAAUCGAGAGCAGCUAUGACUGAGCAAA